GCGGCGGCGGGGGCCAGGGAACGCGGGUGGCGGCGGCCCCUCCCCCGCCACGGGUUGAGGGCCGGAAGAACUCGGGCGGCUGGCCUCUAGACCGCGGGCGACGGCUCGGCUUUCCCGCCGCAGCUCCUCCCCGCGCGAGGAGCGGGGUCGCUCUGGGCGGAGGCCGGGCUGCACCCCCUGAGCGGUGCACUCUGUGAAGUUGGAGGCGCGCAACGAUCAAAGUGGCCGCGGGGCUGCGGACUCGCCUUCCUCCACCGGAGGCCGGCUGUCCAUCGCCGCGGCGAGUGUGCUCCCGGCUCUUUAUUUUCCGGUCCGGAAAAUGCAGCCCGAGGUGGCAAAGAGGUGGAGGGAGGACUGCGGGCAGAGGCUCCGGUUGUUCUCCCUCAGUUCGCCUCAUCCUUGGCCCGCCCGAGCCCUGUCCAAGGGAAAGGAACCAGGAGUUAGGACUGGACACUCGGGUCCUGUCUUCCCUUUUGUACUGCCCUAGCUUACCCUCAAUAACUGAGUGUGUUUCCACGGAGAACUACCGAGACGUCUAGAGCAACGGAAAAUCCAUGUGUACUCAAGCCUGUUUGCUCCAUCCCUCACCAGCCACGCCUCCUAGAAAAAUUGUGGGAUUAGCGAUAUGCUUUCCUAAACAACAGAAAAGUUGAAGAUGUCUAAACACUUAGUGGCUUGGACAGUGACCACCGUUCUUGGUAUGGCUGUCGGGGGGUUUGUCCUGUGGAAAGGCAUCCAGCGCCGGAGGAGUAAAGCAAGUCAUGUAACCCAGAAGCAGCUGCCACAGCAGCAGCAGAAAGUGCCAGGCAGGAGAGAGCGGCCCGCUCCAGUAGAGGACCAGCCGCAUUCCAGUGCCCCCAGAGCCUCGUGGGAAGAGAGGAUCCUUGGAGCAAAGGUGGUGACUGUGUCUCAGGAGGCGGAGUGGGAUCAAAUUGAGCCCUUGCUUAGGAGUGAGUUAGAAGAUUUUCCAGUGCUUGGAAUCGACUGUGAGUGGGUGAAUUCGGAAGGCAAAGCCAGUCCUCUGUCACUCCUUCAAAUGGCCUCUCCAAGUGGCUUCUGUGUCUUGGUUCGCUUGCCCAAGCUGAUCUGUGGAGGAAGGACACUACCAAAAACGUUACUGGACAUUUUGGCAGAUGGCACAAUUUUAAAAGUUGGAGUAGGAUGUUCAGAAGAUGCCAGCAAGCUUCUGCAAGAUUAUGGCCUCGUCGUUAAGGGGUGCCUGGACCUCAGAUACCUAGCCAUGAGGCAGAGAAACAAUUUGCUCUCUAAUGGGCUUAGCCUGAAAUCACUCGCUGAGACUGUUUUGAACUUUCCCCUUGACAAGUCCCUUCUGCUUCGUUGCAGCAACUGGGAUGCUGAGAAUCUUACUGAGGAUCAGGUAAUUUAUGCUGCCAGGGAUGCCCAGAUUUCAGUGGCUCUCUUUCUCCAUCUUCUUGGAUACCCUUUCUCUAGGAAUUCAACUCUAGAAGAAAAUGAUGACUUCACUGGCUGGAGAAAAGUCUUGGAGAAAUGUCAGGAUGUGGUAGAUAUCCCAUUCCGAAGCAAAGGAAUUAGCAGAUUGGGAGAGGAGGUUAAUGGGGAAGCAACAGAAUCUCAGCAGAAGCCAAGAAAUAAGAAGUCGAAGACCAAUGGAAUGAUGCCAGGCAACCACCAAGGGAGAGACCCCAGAAAACAUAAAAGAAAGCCCCUUGGAGUGGGCUAUUCUGCCAGAAAAUCACCCCUCUAUGAUAACUGCUUUCUCCAUGCUCCUGAUGGACAGCCCCUCUGCACUUGUGAUCGAAGAAAAGCUCAGUGGUACCUGGACAAAGGCAUUGGAGAGCUGGUGAGUGAAGAGCCUUUUGUGGUCAAGCUACAGUUUGAACCUGCGGGGAGACCUGAAUCCCCGGGGGACUACUACUUGAUGGUUAAAGAAAACCUGUGUGUAGUGUGUGGCAAGAAAGACUCAUACAUUCGGAAGAACGUGAUUCCGCAUGAGUACCGGAAGCACUUUCCCAUCGAGAUGAAGGACCACAACUCCCACGAUGUGCUGCUGCUCUGCACCUCCUGCCACGCCAUCUCCAACUACUAUGACAACCACUUGAAGCAGCAGCUGGCCAGGGAGUUCCAGGCCCCCACCGGCUCCGAGGAGGGCUUGCGCCUGCUGGAAGAUCCUGAGCGCCGGCAGGUGCGUUCUGGGGCCAGGGCCCUGCUCAACGCAGAGGGCCUGCCCGCGCACCGCAAGGAGGAGCUGCUGCAGGCGCUCAGAGAGUUUUAUCGCACAGACACGGUCACGGAGGAGAUGCUUCAGGAGGCUGCCGGCCUGGAGACCAGGAUCUCCAAUGAAAACUACAUUCCUCACGGGCUGAAGGUGGUUCAGCACCACACCCAGGGCGGGCUGCGCUCCCUCAUGCAGCUGGAGAGCCGCUGGCGGCAGCACUUCCUGGACUCCAUGCAGCCCAAACACCUGCCCCAGCAGUGGUCGGUGGACCACAACCACCAGAAGCUGCUCCGGAAGUACGGCGAGGACCUUCCCAUCAAGCUGUCGUGACAGCUGCUUCCCUUCCACGUUGGGACAGCUGGGAAGCUGGAGCCAGGGGUGAAAAGUCACCUCUUCCUGUUUUAAUGUCAUUGUCAAAGGCUGGUGACACAACUCACAAUACUAACCUGUACUGAUCCCAGGACGCUUCUGGUGGAGCAAGGUGUUGUUUUCAGGGGGAGCUUAUGGUCUUGAAUUUUAGUAGGGCAGGGUGAGAGCUCUUUACUCCACCCUCUUAUUUUAUUUUUCUGGACACAUGGGAGCCUUGGCCUUCAUUUUACUCUCCCUCUUCUGCUUUCCCUGUACAGGCGACAAAUGAAGGGUCCUCCCUGAAGUGUCUUGUCAAGACACUCCGGUUUUUAAUGCUUUUCCUCCCUGUCCAGCAUGUUGGUUCAAACAGGAGCUGUCAAGUAUUUCAAGCCCAUCAGGUUAGGAGGGGAAAAAACGUUCUUCUAGAGGUUGUAGAGGAGAAAAGGGGUCGGAUUCAUAUUCCCAGUUCAACUUCAUAAUUAGAAAUUCUUUGGCUUAAUGCUCUGCGGUAAUUCACCUGGUUGGGAUCCAGCCCAUCUGGGUUGCUUCGGUUUAUUUCACAUGCUUGAAAAUGCUCCCGUUUACACAUUCAGGACCAAAGCAGCAACUUCCUGCCAUAUGUUUUCACCCUAACGCUGGAGGGAAUUCUUUUCUGGAAAGAGGCCUUCAGCCUGGGUGGGGCACAGAGAAGCACAAGAACCAUCUCCCAAGAGAACUUGGAUAAUUUGCUCAGCUUUCCGUUUUGCUGUUUCUUGCAAGCCUCCUGCCCAGACGGCAAGGUUUUUAGCUUAAUCCCUUUCUGAGAGGAAGGUUAUCUUUUCUCAGAAUCAGUAUCUGGUCCCUUCAGUGUUCCAUCAGGUUUGCAAUACUGACCUCUUUUAAGCUCUUAAUUCUCUCCCAGAAUCAUUUGGUUAGGUUGAGAGGAUUUCUCCAUCUCCCUUCAUGCCUGGGACGCCAAGACUAAUUAAUACGUUUCGAUGUUCAAAACGGUGGUGUUUCAUCUUUCCAAACGUGAGGCCACCACUUGGAGCACGGAAUCCACUUCUUAGUGGUUAGUAUUUUUAUAAAGUAUUAGGAAAACUUUCUUACCUUACAAGAUCUUAACAAGCUUAAAAAAGAGCUUUAUGGGGCUUCCCUGGUGGCGCAGUGGUUGAGAAUCUGCCUGCCAAUGCAGGGGACACGGGUUCAAGCCCUGGUCCGG
Molecule: messenger RNA, 3746 nt
Organism: Balaenoptera musculus (blue whale)
Lineage: Eukaryota; Metazoa; Chordata; Mammalia; Artiodactyla; Balaenopteridae
Gene: EXD2
Product: exonuclease 3'-5' domain containing 2
Exons: 10
Coding region: 656-2527 (623 amino acids)
Biological process (GO): nucleobase-containing compound metabolic process
Cellular component (GO): nucleus; cytoplasm
Molecular function (GO): 3'-5' exonuclease activity; nucleic acid binding
Source: RefSeq, a predicted model, not a curated record